AUGGCGGCACGCGCGGUCCCGCAGCUCCCGGCUAGCCGCAGGUCCGAGCCCGCAUUCCGCGAACAAAGACAACAGAAAGUCAAAGAAUAUCUAUCAAGAAAGAGGACUUCUGGUGUGCCCAUUCAAGAAGACCAGACAUCCAUCAGUAGCAGAACUAGGAGAGCGACUACCAGUAAACUGCAAGAUAAGUUACAGCUCUCAACAUCUCCCAAACCAGAAAUGGAAAAUAAAGAGAAUGCUGAUCAAGUGUCAUGGGACCAAUCAAUUUUAAACUCAGAAAAAAAAGUAAAUUUAAAUUCUUCUACAAUCCCACUGACAAGUUACAUAUCAGGGACAAACUGUAAUCUUGAAAAUCAAGCUCCAAAGAAUAAAGUCAUUGAUAUAAAAUCUCAGCAUGUAUCACUUAACAAAGCCAUCUUGGAAAUAAAAAGAAUCAAAGAGAGGCAUUUGACAGCAGAAAAACAAAAUGCAAGUAUCAGUGUACCAAAGAAACCAGCUCUUGGCAGAUAUCGUGGCAGAGUUAUCCAAUCCAAGGUAAAUUCUUUCUGGAAAGCAGGAAAAACUGAGGGGGAAAAGAGUUCUUUGCCAGACAAGAAGCUUUUUCCUUCUGCCACCAAACAAGCAGCAAAUUCUUCGUCCACAAAAAGCUGUAGUGCAGUUCUGAAGACCAUCAAAGUCACAAACAACCCUAAGUCUGUAAAAUCAAAUGAUGUCCUGCCAUUUCACAGCAAACCAUCUGAUAAAGCUGCUACUCAGUCUGGUCUGAAGAAACAGCUGACGUUUACUGUGCCACCAAAGAAAGUAACAGUCCCAAAAGUGGUUGGUGGUAGGGCACCACAGCCACUGAAGGCUGCUUCUAGCAAUCCUGAUCGCAAAGUGUGGGGUGUGAAGAAACGUACAGAUUUUUUUGAAGAUGCAAGACCAGAAGCUCCAGCGAAAUCAACUUCUGCUGCUCCUGGUACAAAAUCAGGACAGAAUUCUAAAACAGAUGGCAACAGAAAAUCUAUUCUGCCAAAAGAAUCAGCAGAAGUGAGAAGAGCUCGCUUGGAAGAAUGGAGGGCAUCUAGAGGAAAAGUGAUGAGACAACCUCCUCUACAUGCACUUCUGGGACCCCAGUCUAAAAGUAAAGAACAGGAGUUAUCUGCCGCUGAUAAAGAAAAAGUCAACAAGACUCUGAGUGAAUGCCUGCAGUUAACACAACAGGGACAUCAAAGUGAUGAAGUACGUGCCAUGUUGGAAGAUCUGAUACAGAGCAUUCCUGGGGUUAAAAAGCUUGCAAAAUAUUGGAUCUGCUGUAUGCAUCUUGAACGGAUGGGCCAUCUCGGAAAGCUUAUUGCUGUCUAUGAGAAGGCCAUUUUGGCAGGAGCAAUGCCCAGAGAGGAAUUACGACACACAUUAAUAGAUACAAUCAAAAAUAUGGAAGAUCUUUUAAACUCUGACAGUGGGGGAACUGUGAUGGAAGCUCAUUUACGUGAGGUAGUGGAAGACAUCAAGGAACCAAAUUUGUCUGUAGAGCCAGUUCAGGAAAACUUCAAAGAUGUCUGCCCUGAUGAUGACCAAAAAGAAGAGAGUGAUGAUAAGAAGACAGAGACAAACAAAAAAGAAGAAAUUGAUUUAGAAUCAAAACCAAGAACAGAGAUCUUGCCAAAAAAGAAUAAAAAGCACAAGGCUAAAGAACGGGCAAAAAAGAAAGGAAAGUGUGAAAAAGAACAGAAUGAGGAUGGGAUAAAAAACACAGCUCAAGCAAUUAAUUCUCCUGAGAAGGAGAAUGACACAUCUUAUUCAAUGAAAUACAACCCUCCUACCACACCAUAUUUGGAAAGUGUGAAGAUGCAUCCUGAGGCAAAUGACUGCAGUGCUAAAGAUCUGAAAAUCAUAACUCCUUUGCGAUAUUCUCAACGCAUUCGGGAGAAGAUGGGCAAGCUGCCUGAUGCUGUUAAAGAUCAAGAUCCAUGUGUCUCUUCACAUGAGCAGCUGGGAGACUUGGAAUCAAAAGCCUCUGUGUUUAUCCACAAUCAGAGCAACACCCUCCAAGAAACAAGCGCUGAAAUAGAAGAGUAAAAGUAGUGCUACUGCUACAGGGGAGUUAAAAUUUGAUAUUUUUUAGGGAGAGUUGAAUGGUACUUGUUUUAUGCAGCUUUGAGAAAGGAGCUGUCUAAAAAUUUGUGGACUGCCUGAGUCACAGACUUUUAAAGUUUCUACUUUUUCAAAAUUCUAACAAAACUGGUUUUAGUACUAGACUAAGUACUGUUGUCUUUAUAUUGACUAUGUUUUAUUAAAUUUUCAAUUAAGGACUAGGUAUAAUGCUUCAUGUUAAUAGUUGAUAGUAGUAUAUUGCUAAUACCUACUGUUUUCUUGUUGCAAUUCCUGUGAAUUCCAUAGAAACACGCAAUCUUUCAGUUUAAGAAAACCAAGUACUGUAGGUGCUCCAGUAAUGCAAUUAUCUAUUCUGACAAGAUUUAGCUUUGAAAACUGAAGCCAGCUAAUAAGGUGUGUGCUGAAUUUAAACUGUUUUAUCUAGUUUAAGGGCUGCUUCAACAAAACAAAGUUUAGUCUCUUUAGUUACUGAGAUUUAUUCAUUAUCAAGUAAUCCUAGAUGA
Molecule: messenger RNA, 2600 nt
Organism: Poecile atricapillus (Black-capped chickadee)
Lineage: Eukaryota; Metazoa; Chordata; Aves; Passeriformes; Paridae
Gene: CKAP2
Product: cytoskeleton associated protein 2
Exons: 9
Coding region: 1-2061 (686 amino acids)
Biological process (GO): negative regulation of microtubule depolymerization
Cellular component (GO): microtubule cytoskeleton
Source: RefSeq, a predicted model, not a curated record